AACUACAACUCCCGAGUGCUGUUGGGGGAGGACUCGGGAGCGGGAGGCUCGGGACGGCUCCUCGCUUCUCCGGGAUACAGAGAAGGGGCGCAGAGGCUGGAGCCCGGAGUCUGAGCGGGCGUUGCCUCACGGCGUGAGACGCGGACUCUGCCCCUAUGCGGGAGGCCCGGGAGGAGUCCGACCUGGAGCGGUAUCAGAGAAGCCUUCGAGACCGUGCUAGUAAAAGUAUCCAUCAACUGAAAUAUGCCUUGGUGGAAGGAGAUCCCACAGCGGGAGAAAGUGAAGUUGCAUUUGACCAGUCCUCCACAGGUAAUGAUGAGAGUGGGGAAACGGCCUGGCAGGAACUGCAACACAGUCAUGCAGUUAAUCAGCUUAAAGCUUUAUUGCGGGAGCAAGAAGGACUAGAAAGUGAAGUAUCUCCAUCAAGGAGGAGGAGGAUGUCACCCUCAAGAACUUCAGAAGCUGCAGAUCAGAGUUUGCCUACACUUUGUGAUCUUGUUCCUAUCAUUAAUGAUCAGUCCCAGUACAUUCACCACUUAGAAGCUGAAGUGAAGUUUUGCAAGGAGGAGUUGUUUGGGAUGAAAGAUCGGAUACGAGUAGUUGUGCUUGAAAAUGAAAAACUCCAUGAGGAACUGAAAUCUCUAACUGUAGAGCAGACGUUGAGAGAACAAACUCUUUUGGAUGCCUCAGCAAAUGUUCGGAACUCCUGGACUGUAGGAGGUGAUGAUUCUUAUUUAUGUCAACCUGCCAAGUCAUCACCAUCACAUAAUAAAGAACAGGUUUUGGCCACAAGAGCCACUGCAGAAACAGAAAAAUGGCAGCUAGAAUUGGAGAAGCUAAAACUUCUUUAUCAAGAAAGGACUGAUACACUUGAAGCUCAAGUACGGUCUCUAAGAAAAGACUUAUCUGAAUCUGAGAAGAACUGUGAAGAUCUAAAAGGAAGAUUAAAACACCAAGAUUCACUUAUUGCAACCAGUAAUUCCAACCGGGUUGGUGGUCUUUGUCUGAAAUGCGCACAGCACGAGGCUGUUCUUUCUCAGACUCAUUCCAGUGUCCACAUGCAGACCAUUGAAAGGUUAACAAAAGAAAGAGAUGACUUAAUGGGUGCACUUGUUUCAGUAAGAAGGAACCUGAGUGAGAUGCAGCAAAGGGAAUCUAGUGCUUAUGAACAAGUAAAACAAGCUGUGCAAAUGACUGAAGAAGCCAAUUUAGAAAAAAUGAAGGCUCUAGUCCAGUGUGAACAGCUGAGAAGUGAGAUGGAAAGACAGAAAGAUCGCCUUGAAAGGGAGCUAAUUGCCCAACUAGAUAAGAGGGCCGGUGAAAAAGAAGCCCUGCGAGGAGAAAUGAAGAAAGAAAGAGAGGACUUGGCAUCAACGGUGAUGGUUUUGUCUCAGAAUGUGGCAACACUGGAGGCUCGGUUAGAGAGAAUUACAAGAGAGAAGAACUCAAUAGCUAACCAGCUAGAGGAAGCCCAAAACCAACUUACCUCUCAGGAGAUGGAAGUUAAUAAGGUGUGUGGAGAAAUACGUUUUCAGUUGAAUCAAACCAAAAUGAAGAAGGAUGAGGCAGAAAAGGAGCACAGAGAGUACAGAACAAAAACUAUAAGGGAGCUUGAGAUUAAGGACCAGGAAAUAGAGAAAUUGGGAUUAGAGCUGAAUGAAAACAAACUGCGUUUGGAACAAGCACAGCAGAAUGCAGCGAGAGCCAAAGACGAGUGCCUAAAACUGACAGAACUGCUGGGUAAAUCUGAGCACCAACUGCACCUCACCAGAUUGAAGAAAGAAAGUAUUCAGCACAGUUUUAGCAAUGAAGCAAAGACCCGAGCCCUUCAGGCAGAGCAAAGAGAGCAGGAGCUGACACAGAAGAUGCAACAAAUGGAGGCCCAGCAUGAUAAAACUGUGAAUGAACUGGAUUCUUUGCUGACCUCCCAGAAUACAUUCAUAGCAAAAUUAAAGGAGGAAUGUUGUAUGUUGGCAAGGAAGCUGGAACAUGUAACAGAAAAAAACAGGUCUGAAGUCAGCCAGCUUAGUCAAGAAAAUGAGUACGUUCAUGAUAGACUGGAGAAGAUGCAGAAAAGAAAUGAUGAAUUGGAAGAACAGUGCAUCCAGCAUGGGAGAAUGCAUGAGAGAAUGAAGCUGAGGUUACACCAGCUUGACAAGCAUUGCCAAACCACUGCCCAGCAGCUAGUGGAGUUACUCAACAAACAGAAUCAGCUCUUCAGAGAGAGGCAGAUGCUAACAGAGGAGGUGCAGUUCCUGCGAACACAGGUACCAUGCCAAUACUGGGAACAAGAGAAAAGAAAAUCAUAGGAAAAUGUUCUGCAGCCAUCAAGAAAGAUAAAGACUUUGCUAAAGUCUUGUAUCAAGAAGGAAAACCACCAUGAAACACAAUCUUCAGAGUACAGAAAUAACUAAUUGAUUAAAAGGGAUGGCAGGGCAGUUGAUAGUUGUACCCACACUCUGAUUAAACCUACACUCGAUUAAGAAAAUGCUGUGAGAUGCAUCUAAGCAGAACAAAUACUACUUGUGUCAUUAAUUCCAAUCAGAAAUUUUUGUUUCAUCCUUCAUGUCAUAUGAUAGUAGGCAAUAGAAAAUUCCUUGUUUAACAGCAUUAGCAUAUAGUAUUGAAACGCAGAACUGCCUCUCAACUUGAAACGUAAUCAUUUUGAAAACUCUAGUUUUAGGGUGUAACGCCUGAGACCCCCACCCUCUGGUUGUGGUUUUGCAAUCUCAUUUCCCUGUUUAAAAAAAAAAAAAAAGGUUUUUUGCCUCCCUUGUUGCAGUGCGAAAACCCCACCCAAACAAGGGAGACAGACUGCACAGGGGAAACAGUGGGGAUCUGUAUGGGCACAGGAGUCCACCCUAGCACAAGAAAUGGCAGGAUUAAGGCCUUACUUAUGUAGGGUGCAGUCUGCACGUUACUGUUAAAAGUAACAUUUUUCAGACACUGAUUUUUAAGUUGGAUGCUGCCCCUUUAAUCAUUCACUACUUUGGAAAGCAGGAAAAGAAUCGUGACUUUUUAAACUGUAACUGAACUGCUGAAUUAAACGUCGUUUCCAAAUCUA
Mauremys reevesii (Reeves's turtle) is the source of this 3064-nucleotide messenger RNA. It is a transcript of the gene SDCCAG8, whose product is annotated as SHH signaling and ciliogenesis regulator SDCCAG8. Gene Ontology annotation, cellular component: centriole; centrosome. The transcript has 17 exons. The record is from RefSeq and is a predicted model, not a curated record. Gene Ontology annotation, biological process: centrosome cycle; establishment of cell polarity; neuron migration. The coding region runs from base 156 to 2309 and encodes 717 amino acids. Lineage: Eukaryota; Metazoa; Chordata; Testudines; Geoemydidae.